UUUGUCGUUCGUAGUCUAUAGUGACGAUUUAGUGUUUUCAUCAUGUAAAAAUAUAACACGUCAUGUAAUAUUACAUAGAUGGACAUACUGUAGAAUAUUAUUAUUAUUAGAAAAAAAAAUCAUUAAUUAUGAUAAUAUAUUAAUUUGACAAAUAACAUCGUAUUGAUUUUUCUCUCUUAAAUGUGAUGUAAUAAAUUUUUUCUAUAAAUUAAUAUACAUACAUAUAUAUGUAUUAUAUAAAAUACGAGAGUCAAAAAUAAAAUCAAAGAUGACUGUCGAUAAAAUUGAUAGAUCACAACAAUUUGUUAAAGUCGAUGAUAGAGGUUUUCAGCCAUCAGAAAAAUGGAGAAUAUUAAAAAAUAUUUUAAUGAUCGGAUUUGCAUUCAUGAUACACUUCACUGCCUUUAUGGGGGCGAGUAACCUUCAAAGCUCGAUCAAUGCAGAUGAAUCUUUAGGGACGUUCACUUUAGCCUCAAUUUAUGGUAGCCUCAUCUUCAGCAAUAUUUUCCUGCCAGUGGUUCUAAUAAGUUGGUUAGGAUGCAAAUGGACCAUUUCAUUGACCUUCAUUGCAUACAUGCCAUUCAUUGCUGCUCAGUUCUACCCUAGAUUUUAUACGAUGAUUCCUGCAGGAUUAGCAGUCGGUCUUGGAGGAGGACCACUUUGGUGUGCAAAGUGCACUUACUUGACGGUCGUAUCAGAGGCUUAUGCCAGUGUCUCAGAUUUAAGUGCCGAUAUUCUAGUCACGAGAUUCUUUGGUCUUUUUUUCAUGUUUUACCAAAUGGCUCAGGUCUGGGGAAAUCUCAUUUCAUCAGCUGUACUCUCAUAUGGAAUGGAAGCAAAGGAAGUGGAAAAUGUAUUAAAUAGCACAGUGGUAUCAGAAAUUUGUGGAGCACAAUUUUGUGGUAUCGUUGAAGCAAAUCCAAAUUUAGAAGCACCAGCACCAGAAAGAAUUUGGAUGAUUUCAGGGAUUUAUUUAGCUUGUAUGAUCAUUGCGUGUCUGAUCGUUGCAUUUGGCGUAGAUUCCUUGUCAAGAUACGAUAGAGGCAGAAAGGGAUCAGCAACUGGAACAUCUGGUUUGAAAUUGUUAGCAGUGACUUUGAAAUUGUUGAGAGAGAGAAGUCAAUUAUUAAUUUUGCCACUGACAAUGUUCAUAGGAGCCGAACAGGCCUUUCUCUUUGCUGAUUAUACUGCUUCGUUUGUUUCCUGCGCCUGGGGUAUUAAUAAUAUUGGAUAUGUGAUGAUAUGCUUUGGUGUGACUAACGCUAUUGCAGCAUUGGCCACUGGUUCAAUAAUGAAACUGACGGGAAGGAUUCCCGUAAUAAUCUUUGCUUUUUUUCUCCACAUGGGAAUUCUCAUUGCCUUGAUCCUUUGGAAACCUUCGCCAGAACAAGGUCCCAUAUUCUUUGUUAUAUCCGGCCUCUGGGGAAUUUGUGAUGCAAUUUGGCUUGUUCAAGUCAAUGCGUUAUGCGGCUUGCUGUUUCCAAAUAAGGAAGAAGCCGCGUAUUCAAAUUUUCGAUUAUGGGAAGCAACAGGAUCUGUUAUUGCCUAUGCAUAUAGUCCCUAUUUGUGUACAGUGAAAAAAAUUUAUAUUCUCAUGUUUAUACUUUGUGUUGGUAUGAUUGGUUAUGGAGUAAUUGAAAAAACUGGCGCAGUGAGAAGAAUUAGCAAAGAUCAAAAUAAACCCGAUUUUGAACUCGUUGCCUCAUUGGACAAGUGAACAAAUGAAUUUUAUUCUCAAUCAGAGUGGGAAAUGAGCAUUAGUCUUUGUUUUAUAUAUGAUUUGUACCACAAUAUAUGUUUUUAUUUAAUUCUUGUGGACACCUACUAGAUUUUACACAGGUAUUCGCUUAUUUUCUAAUUUUCUUCCUUCGUUUAAAUACGUUGUUUAAUGUUACAUCGUGGUUAGGUGCUAACAUUCAAAUCUAUAGCUACAUUUUUCGCUUAAAAUCUAAUUCUAUGUAUGAUUUUUUUAUCUUCCAACUGCUUCUUGUGUGCUUUACAUAUUUUUUUUUUUCUCUAUAAUCGUGGUCAAUUCAAUUUUUAUUUUCGAUAUUUUAACUCUGUACAUUGCCAAUAACGCUUUUUUUUAUUACAAAUAAAAGGGGGAAAAAAUUAUACAAAUUAAUUAAUUUUCAUUGAGAAUAAAUUCUAUUUCCAAGAAUAAAUUUUACUUUCUAGAUAGAUAUAUAUAUAUAUAUAUUUAUAACAUUUGAUUAAUUAACUAAUUAAUAUAGGAACAUUCAAUUGAUAUUUGAAUGUUUAAUCUUCGAGUAUUUGUAUCCAUUAAUUAAUCAAAAAUUAAUAACUCCAAUUAAUAAUUAAACUUCAAUUAGCUUCAAUUGGAAAUAAAUUUAAUUUCAAUGAAAAAGAAAAUUCGCGUGGCAGUUAUUUCAUUUUAAGAUACAAUUAUAAUAUGCUUUUUAUUGACCACGAAUUUAGGAGAAUGAAUUGUCUUUUUUUUUUUUUUUUGAUAAAAAAUUUCCUCAUUGAAAAGGAAGAUCGUCGAGAAUCUUAAGUUUAUGGAUUCUUUUUCUUGUUCAUAUUUUUUUUUUUUUUUUUGAAUCGUUUUCUGUGUAAAAGAUUUUUUUUUUUUGCUUUAAAUAUGUGUCUUGAUAGUGUCAAGACCUUGAUCAAUAUAAUGAAUCAAGAAGUCAAAUGAUCUUGAUUCAGUCUCGGAUCAUCUGAUUGUAUCGCGUGAGAUUUCUAACUUAACUUCGCACCUCUCUGUAUUAUAUGUACAAAUUUUUUUUUUCUUUUUUCUUCAUGUUAAUCGCAUUUUAUUUUUUAUAAAACGUAAUAGGAACUUUGGUUUCGCUGGGCAAUGUUUUAUUAACAGUUUCCUUGAAAAAUUGAAAUUUUUUCAAUAAUAAAAUAAAAAUUAUUUAAACUUUUUUGUAAAUAAUAAUAUAAAUACUUUAUUUCAUAUUUAAUUUUUAUUUGAUACUACAAUUUAAUUAAAUAUAUUUCUAGAUUCAAAAAUGAUAAUAAAUAACAUUUGUAUAAAUUUUUAUUUUAAUUACAAAUUUUCUAUAUUUUUAGAAUCCAAAGAGUUGUUGUUCUAAUGGAAAUUGUUGUAAAACAUUGCCUUGUGGAUUUGACUUCCUUAGAAAUAUGACACGAUUAUACUUUUAAAUUCUUAAAUACUUAUAGUAAUUAAGAUUUUUUUUUUUUUUCAUAAUGUUAAAUGGAAAAGUUUACGAAGAAAAUACACAUGAUUUCUCGCUUA
Leptopilina boulardi is the source of this 3226-nucleotide messenger RNA. RefSeq names its product UNC93-like protein. The transcript has 8 exons. Gene Ontology annotation, molecular function: potassium channel regulator activity. Gene Ontology annotation, biological process: regulation of muscle contraction; regulation of potassium ion transport. The record is from RefSeq and is a predicted model, not a curated record. The coding region runs from base 269 to 1717 and encodes 482 amino acids. Lineage: Eukaryota; Metazoa; Arthropoda; Insecta; Hymenoptera; Figitidae. Gene Ontology annotation, cellular component: striated muscle dense body; plasma membrane.